Messenger RNA from Amaranthus tricolor (Joseph's coat), 897 nucleotides. RefSeq lists its product as uncharacterized. The transcript is spliced from 3 exons. The coding region runs from base 1 to 897 and encodes 298 amino acids. Lineage: Eukaryota; Viridiplantae; Streptophyta; Magnoliopsida; Caryophyllales; Amaranthaceae. Gene Ontology annotation, molecular function: DNA helicase activity. The record is from RefSeq and is a predicted model, not a curated record. Gene Ontology annotation, biological process: DNA repair; telomere maintenance.
AUGGGCAGAUCUCUUACGCAUUAUGGCGUACAACAUCUGCAUAUGGAUCCAGAUGUCUCAAUACGUAGAACGUGCGCUGUACAAGAUGCUUUAGAUGCUCCAAUACUUGCGUCAUGCAUGGCAGCAAGGAAAAUGCUGUCCAUUGAACAAAAAGAUGGUUCAGGUGGAAUUGGAGAAACUUUCUUUUACGCCUUAUAUGCGAAAGUGUGGUUGCUUAACCAAAUUAUCUUACCAACUACGACUUUUGGUAUUGCGGCGUCUAGUAUGCCCACUGGUCGAACUGCGCAUUCGAGGUUCAAGAUACCAACUUAUUGUGGACAAUGCUUAUCUUGCAAUGUAGGCAAACAGUCAAGCCUUGCAUCGCUUAUACAAGAAGCUUCAUUGAUCAUUUGGGAUGAGGCUUCUAUGGCGCAUAGAGAGAACAUUGAGGCGCUCAAUAUGCUUUUACGAGAUUUAUGCUUGCCGAAUGUUCCCUUUGGUGGUAAGAUCGUCGUAUUAGGUGGCGAUUUCCGUCAAACUAUGCCUGUUGUUCCUAAGAAAACACAGCAAGAAGUCAUUGAAUACAGAUUAGUGUGCUCACCCUUGUGGCCUCUGUUUACUCGCUUACAUUUAACUGAAAUUAAACAUCCGUGCACGCGAGGAUUCACAAUUUUCAAGGCGAAUGGAGAGGUCCAUGGUACACUAGAUGAUUUGCUUGAAAGGAUAUAUCCUCAAAUAUCAAAUACAUGUGUGAAGCUGGAAUUUUUUGCAGAAAGGGCUAUAUUGACACCAAGGAAUGAAGAUGUUGAUUUGAUUAAUUCAAAACUCAUUGAAAGCUUUUUCGGAGAUGCUUAUUGUUAUAAAAGCUUUGACACAGUGAUUGAUGACCAUUGCAAAUAUAUCCGACAUAAUUUUUAA